This is a messenger RNA of Siniperca chuatsi (mandarin fish), 2309 nucleotides long. Its product is annotated as calpain-8-like. The transcript has 24 exons. Gene Ontology annotation, molecular function: calcium ion binding; calcium-dependent cysteine-type endopeptidase activity. Gene Ontology annotation, biological process: proteolysis. The coding region runs from base 16 to 2238 and encodes 740 amino acids. NCBI's taxonomy places the organism in Eukaryota, Metazoa, Chordata, Actinopteri, Centrarchiformes, Sinipercidae. The record is from RefSeq and is a predicted model, not a curated record. Gene Ontology annotation, cellular component: cytoplasm.
ACUGCCUCUUACCUGAUGCAUGCUUGGAUACACUCCUUCCAUCACCACCAACAGGAUAAGGGGUUUCAUCCUCUAAAGACAUACAGGUUAGGCAGAAUCACCUGGGUAGAGAAUAGAAGCAAACAGAGCUCACACACUGCAGCAAUGCCUCCACCUGGUGUGUGUAUGAACAUCAUCAAUGCACGUCACAAGAAAGAUGGUCAUGGGACCAUCACCAACCCUGAGAAGUUCCUCAACCAAGACUUCCAGCAGCUGAAACAGUACUUUCUCAUCCAACGGGUAAGGUACAUCGAUGAGAUGUUCCCCCCUGACAGGAACUCCAUCGGCGAAGGGUUACUGAGCUCUGCUGACCUGGCCCGAGUGGUGUGGCUGAGACCAGCGAAACUUGUUCCCAAACCAUCUUUUGCAGUUGAUGGGGUCUCCAGGUUUGACUUUGGUCAAGGCUUGGUUGGAAACUGCUGGUUUCUUGCGUCUAUCGGUGCUCUGACAUUCCAGAAUUACAUCCUUGAACAAGUUGUUCCUUUCGAGCAAAAAUUUGAUGAGGACUACUGCGGGCUGUUCCACUUCAGGUUCUGGAGAUUUGGAAGGUGGGUGGAUGUUGUCAUUGAUGACAAGCUACCAACAAUCAAUGGCAGACUAAUCUUUGUUCACUCCAGAGAUCCAACUGAGUUCUGGCCUGCUUUGCUAGAGAAAGCCUAUGCCAAAGUGUGUGGUUCCUACUCAGACAUGAAUGCUGGAACUCCUGCCGAGGCUUUGGUGGACUUCACUGGUGGUGUUCACAUACGUCUCCAUCUGUCAGACCCUCCUCCAACCCUGUGGGAAAUGAUGCGCAGAGCUGGCCAGUCCAAGUCACUGAUGGGUUGUAGUACAUCACAGGGGGAGACAUCUGCCAACACUGUAUUACCAAAUGGAUUGGUCCAAGGCCAUGCCUACGCUGUCACGGGUGUGAAACAGAUGAUGAGCCGAGGGAAACUAGUAAACCUGGUGCGUUUGUGGAACCCGUGGGGCAAAGGAGAGUGGAAUGGAGACUGGAGUGAUCGGUCGCCUUUGUGGCAAACUGUGAGUCCUCAAGAUCGUGAGAUGUGCCUUUCAGUGAUUGAUGAUGGGGAGUUUUGGAUGACCUUGGAAGACUUCUGUAAGUUAUACAAGGAUCUUGACAUCUGCUGCCUGUGUCCCGACUUCCUUGAUGGAAGCUCUUCUUGCCAUUGGAAGACCUCCUUCUACGAGGGCAGAUGGGUGGCAGGAACCACUGCUGGAGGAUGCAUGAAUAACCUUGAGAGCUUCUGGACUAAUCCACAGUAUCGGGUCAAGAUUGAUAAACUACUCAGUGAAUGUUCUACGAAACAGGGUGAAAAAAACAUGCUGGUGUCUCUCAUGCAAAUGCCUGACAAGAGGAACAGACGCCUGGUCCAUAAUCUCCACAUUGGAUUCUCUGUAUUUGAGGUGACCAAAGAAUACGAGGCACAGAGGGGGAAGUUCCCAGCCUCUUUCUUCAGCAACAAACCUGUUGCCCAAACUAAAUCCUACAUGAAUGCGCGUGAGGUGAUGGCGUUUGUAAUGCUGAAGCCUGGUGAAUACCUGAUUGUGCCGUCCACCUUCAAUCCUAAUGAGACAGCCUCCUUCAUCCUGACCAUCCUCUCCAAGGCAGAGACCCAUGUCCAUGAGAACUCUGGUGGCCAUAACUACGAACAUAUGGAAGAAGAGCCCAUACCAGUCGCAAAUGCAGCAGAUGACGAAAACAAGAGAACAUUGUUCCGUCAAUUCUCUGACAAGUAUGAUGAAGUGGAUGCUGAGCAGCUCAAGAGGCUUCUAAAUGACAGAAUCCUGAAAGGUGACUUGAAAUCUGGAGGCUUCAGCAUUGAUGCCUGUCGCAGCAUGGUUGCUCUGGUAGAUACAUCAAUUACCGGCAAACUGAAUGGUGAGGAAUUUGUUCAUCUGUGGAAGAAGCUUGUCACAUACAAGGACAUUUUCUUCCGCACUGAUGUUUCGCAAACAGGAACACUGUCAUUGAGUGAGCUCAGGAAUGCAUUCAAGGCUUUAGGAAAGGGGAUCAGCGAUGACAUGCUGAAUAUGAUUGCUCUGCGCUACGGUUCCUCCUCUGGAUUCAUAACACUGGAGAACUUCAUCAGUCUAGUCCUUCGCUUCGACUGCAUGAACCAAAUCUUCAGCCAGUUAUCCAAUGGAACGACCAUGACUCUUCAUGUAUCAGAGUGGAUGUACCUUUCGAUGUACACUUAACAUGACAGAGAAGAUGAACUGCAGCAUUCAUUUGGAAUUACAGCAGCAGAUGAUGUAAAAGAAAAUAAAUG